AUGUAUCGUGACAAGUUGCCUUUAGCGCCAGCUAAAGGUCAACGGAAAGAUCAUAUUGGUAAAAUUGAUACAGCAGCAAAAUUUCAUGGUCAAAAAUGGGGCUUUUUAAAUGGGCCAGUUGAAGACUUUGUCGAUCAUGAACCUAAUUAUCAUUCACCACGUUCCAAUCGUAAUGUAUCAAUGAUACAAAACACAGUUGAUCAACAUCACUUACCAGAACAACAAGUAAGUCCAUCUCCAGUACCAAUUCCUUCCACCACCGCUCGACAAAUUGGUUGGCGAACAGCAGAUAAACAAUGUAGUUUAGAAAAAUACGGAAAGUAUGCAAGAGGACAAGAAUCUUUGCACAAGAAAUUUAAAUGGCCAGUUGAAGGAUUCGAUUGA
Molecule: messenger RNA, 384 nt
Organism: Didymodactylos carnosus
Lineage: Eukaryota; Metazoa; Rotifera; Eurotatoria; Philodinida; Philodinidae
Source: the annotation of a GenBank genome assembly